UGCAGAGGACAGAGGGGCAACCUUCUCGGGCUAUGCUUCCCCAAGGAGCCUCUUUUCUGCUCUUGUUCCUCUGCCAAGCACUUUCGCUGCCCUUACCUACUCAGCUGUCAAAGGAAGAUGAAAAGGUUAUUAAGUGCAUCUCCGAAAUCCUAGCAGACACCCUUUCCAGUCCCAGCCCAAUCCCAGUGACCAGCGAAUGCAUGAAGAUCCUGAGGGAGGAUGAGAGAGUCCUCGCAAUGCUUCAUCAUCAGCAUCUGCUGACCGAGUUGGAGGAACUGGCCCAUCAAGAGAAUGCAAAGCACCGCAUAGAGCAGGAAGGUGACCACAAUGCUUGGGGAGAAGAGCAGCAAGGAGAAAUCAAGACGAGGGAGGAGCCUGCCCAGCACACAGAAGCUGCCCCUGAGGAGGUGGAAGAGCACGCUGGCAAAAGGGAAAAAGAGGAGGAGGAGGAGGAGGAGAUGAAGAAGUAUGAGAAAACUAAAAACACAAGAGAGAAAAUCAAGGCCUCCCAAGGGGAGGAUCUUCGGGAGGCUUUGGAGGAACAGGCUGAAGAGGAGCAGCAGGAGGAGAAAGAAAUAAAGAAGAGGAGUUCCUCAGAGACGUGGUCUUCAAAGGAAUAUUUUGGCCACGUCAAGAGGAGAGGUCCUAGGCAGCCCAAAAUCAGAAAGGGAAUGCUGCAGGGAGAUGAAGAAGGCCGGAAGAGACACGAAAUGGCCAAGAGACGCUUUAGGCUGGAUGAGGAAGAGGAGGACGACACCUCAGAAGAGGAGCCAAAGAAAUACCAUCAUGGAGGAUACGGUGAUCAUGAGAAGUGGGAGGGAGAGGAGGAAAGAUCUGAUAUGGCUAAAAGAGUGGCUGAGAAGGCUAGCGAUGAGGAGACAGCUCAGUUUGAAGAGGAGAAAGGUCUCAAAACCUCCAACUCCAAGGCCCACCUCCAUAAAGGCCAGAAGCCAUGGCAGGAAGAGGAGGAGGAGGAGAACCACAGUAAGAUGAGACAUGGCCACCACCAUAAACCAGUUGGCCUGGACCUCAGGAAGAGACAUUGGAAGGAUGAAGUUUAUCUGAACGGCAGACACCACGCUCCUGAGGAGGAGGAGGAGGAGGACAAGGAAGCCAGCCAGAGUGAGGCUCAGGAGCUGGACAAACUGGAAGAGAUUGAACGGGAGUUGAAGUGGGCUGCUGACAAGCUAGAAGAACUGAAGAGGGGGUAAAUCCUUCAGCCAUCUCAGGAGCUGGGGAGGGAAGGAAACAUCAAAGGCACCGCAGCUCUCUAUUAACUAGCCUUCUAUCACCCCCCCCUUCUCUAUAACCCCUCUAUUCAGCUUGGCUUUCGACUGUUAAUGAAGUUUUCCCUUGCUUACAAUAAUAAUAAAUAGCCACCUGGCCAGCAUUUUGCCUCAAAGCAGGGAGUCCCUUACUUCCCGUGUAAAGUGCUUCAUCUGGCCACAGGGGACUGUUCUA
Messenger RNA from Candoia aspera, 1461 nucleotides. RefSeq names its product coiled-coil glutamate rich protein 2 (gene CCER2). The record is from RefSeq and is a predicted model, not a curated record. The coding region runs from base 33 to 1211 and encodes 392 amino acids. Lineage: Eukaryota; Metazoa; Chordata; Lepidosauria; Squamata; Candoiidae. Gene Ontology annotation, cellular component: secretory granule. The transcript is spliced from 6 exons.